AUGACUCUGUUCUGCGUCGUCUUCGGUGUGAUGUCUGUAAGCUCCAUCGUGCAGUACAUCCCAGACUCAGCAUCGGGUCACCACGCCGCUGUGGAGGUCUUCCGCCUCAUCGACCAGGUUUCCAAGAUCGAUGCCACGCGGCCCACCGGGCACAUCGAGAGCAUCGGUGAUGGCAACAUUGAGUUCAAGGACGUCUUCUUCUGGUACCCUCAUCGCCCCGAGGUGAGGGUGCUCAAGAAGCUCAACUUCAAGAUUGAGAAGGGUCAGGCAGUCGCCUUGGUGGGCUUCUCCGGCAGUGGCAAGUCCACCGUGAUCCAGCUUCUGCAGCGGUUCUACGACCCGCAGGCCGGUUGCAUCCAAGUGGGUGGCCAGAACCUGCGCGAUCUCAAUGUGGCGUGGUGGCGUAAGCAGGUUGGCAUGGUUGGACAAGAGCCCGUGCUCUUUGACGUGACCCUGGAAGAGAACGUGAGAUAUGGCAAUCAGGAGGCCACAGAUGAACAGGUGACAGAUGCAGCUAGGGCAGCAAACAUGGACUUCGUCUUCGCCGGAAACGUGAAGUGGGCGGAUCGGGUGGGGCUUCGUGGAGAAAAGCUGUCCGGCGGACAGAAGCAGCGCGUCGCCAUUGCUCGUGCCUUGCUCCGGCGACCCCAGUUCAUGCUUCUCGAUGAGGCGACGUCGGCGCUGGACUCGACCUCUGAGCGUUUGGUGCAGCUGGCUAUGCAGGAGGCGCGGGUCGGCAAGACAACCAUCACUGUGGCUCACCGCCUUUCCACGAUUCAGAACUCAGACAAGAUCUUCGUGAUGGCCAACGGCCGAGUCGUGGAAUCGGGCACCUAUACCGAGCUGAUCAACAUG
Molecule: messenger RNA, 855 nt
Organism: Symbiodinium necroappetens
Lineage: Eukaryota; Dinophyceae; Suessiales; Symbiodiniaceae
Source: the annotation of a GenBank genome assembly